AUGGAUGGAGCGAAUCACUCUGUGGUGUCAGAGUUUGUGUUCCUGGGACUCACCGAUUCCUGGGAGAUCCAACUUCUCCUCUUUGUGUUCUCCUCCACGUUUUAUGUGGCAAGCAUGAUGGGAAACUCCCUCAUUAUGCUCACUGUGACCUCUGACCCUCACUUACACUCCCCCAUGUACUUUCUGCUGGCCAACCUCUCCUUCAUUGACCUGGGAGUUUCUUCUGUCACUUCUCCCAAGAUGAUUUAUGAUCUUUUCAGAAAGCGUAAAGUCAUCUCCUUUGGAGGCUGCAUCGCCCAGAUCUUCUUCAUCCAUGUCAUUGGUGGUGUGGAGAUGGUGCUGCUUAUCGCCAUGGCCUUUGACAGAUACGUUGCCAUAUGUAAGCCUCUCCACUAUCUGACCAUCAUGAGCCCAAGAAUGUGCCUCUUCUUUUUAGUGGCUGCCUGGAUGACUGGCCUCAUCCACUCCAUGGUUCAACUGGCGUUUGUGGUAAACUUACCCUUCUGUGGUCCUAAUGUGUUGGACAGCUUUUACUGUGACCUUCCUCGGUUCAUCAAACUUGCCUGCACGGACACCGACCGACUAGAGUUUAUGGUCACAGCCAACAGUGGAUUCAUCUCUGUUGGCUCCUUCCUCAUACUGAUCAUUUCCUAUAUCAUCAUCAUUCUCACUGUUCAGAAACACUCUUCAGCUGGUUCAUCCAAGGCUCUGUCCACACUGUCAGCUCACAUCACUGUGGUAUUCUUGUUCUUUGGUCCUUUGAUAUUUGUCUAUACAUGGCCAUCUCCCUCCAUACACCUGGAUAAGUUUCUGGCCAUCUUUGAUGCUAUUCUCACUCCUUUCCUAAAUCCGGUCAUCUAUACAUUCAGGAACCAAGAGAUGCAGGUGGCAAUGAGAAGAGUAUGCAGACAGCUAGUGAAUUACAGGAAGAUCUCUUAA
This is a messenger RNA of Lynx canadensis (Canada lynx), 939 nucleotides long. Its product is annotated as olfactory receptor 4F3/4F16/4F29-like. Gene Ontology annotation, molecular function: G protein-coupled receptor activity; olfactory receptor activity. Gene Ontology annotation, biological process: G protein-coupled receptor signaling pathway. NCBI's taxonomy places the organism in Eukaryota, Metazoa, Chordata, Mammalia, Carnivora, Felidae. The record is from RefSeq and is a predicted model, not a curated record. The transcript has a single exon. Gene Ontology annotation, cellular component: membrane. The coding region runs from base 1 to 939 and encodes 312 amino acids.